Messenger RNA from Nothobranchius furzeri (turquoise killifish), 1015 nucleotides. RefSeq names its product inhibitor of nuclear factor kappa-B kinase subunit alpha-like. Gene Ontology annotation, cellular component: cytoplasm; IkappaB kinase complex. Gene Ontology annotation, biological process: peptidyl-serine phosphorylation; positive regulation of transcription by RNA polymerase II; tumor necrosis factor-mediated signaling pathway. The record is from RefSeq and is a predicted model, not a curated record. Lineage: Eukaryota; Metazoa; Chordata; Actinopteri; Cyprinodontiformes; Nothobranchiidae. Gene Ontology annotation, molecular function: IkappaB kinase activity; ATP binding.
CACCUGCCUGCCUCCAUGGGGCCUCCACCUGCACUCUGCACCUUCACCAGCCCAGCAAAUAAACCUGAGAAUUGUUGUGGACUGAAGGAGAGUGAAGUCCUCUCCCUGCUCAGCGACAUUGGUUCUGGUGUCCAGUAUCUCCAUGAAAAUAAAAUAAUCCACAGAGACCUAAAGCCUGAGAACAUUGUCCUGCAAGAGGUUGAUGGGAAGCUUGUUCAUAAAAUCAUCGACUUAGGAUAUGCAAAGGAUCUGGAUCAGGGCAGCCUUUGUUCGUCUUUUGUUGGAACUCUUCAGUAUUUGGCUCCGGAGCUGUUUGAGAGUAAACCCUACACUGCAACUAUGGACUACUGGAGCUUUGGGACGGUGAUUUUUGAAUGCAUUUGUGGCUUUCGGCCAUUUCUGCACCACAUGCAGCCAGUGCAAUGGUGAGCUAAUGAUUAAGUUUUCAUUUGCAGUGUGAAUGUCUGCCAAGGACAAAAAACCUGACACAUAAUACAUGAAAUUAAGUAUUGGAUUUAAAAAGAUGUUAAAAAAAUAAGCUGUACUUAAACUUCUUUAAAGACCAAGUUCACUGAGCAACCUGAGGCAGUGGAAGAGUUGCAUUGCUGUUAGCCAAUCAGAAGCAAGAUGUCUCAAUAUCAUGAAUAUUAAUGAGUAACAAUUCAAAUCCUGCCGUUUUCUGCACCCCACUUACCCGGCUAACUUCUACUUCCUGAAACAGGAGCGCCAGAGCUUUUUCUCUACUGAGAACGGCUAACAAGGCAUUCACUUAUACUAGAGACCACAGCAGACGUAUAGGGCUUCCACACUAGCAACGGCUCUUCUCCACCUAGAUGGGCUAGGAAGUGUUCACACCUGCAUAGCCUGGAUUUAUUCCUUGCUCAACCGGUCAUUUUUUCAGCCCUCUUCCCAAGGCGGUCUGCUUCGGACUGAAGUCGUCCAAGGCGCCCACUGCUGACUGAUUGGCCAGCUCAAAUUCAUGCCUACCAUUAGAGGGAGCCAUCUAAAGUCUCUC